UACACGAAGUCGGGUGAGCGCCGGCGGGUUUCAGAAACAGGCAACUGAAAUCAGGAAAGUGACUGCACUGAAGGUGGACGUUCGGAUUUUGGACUCUGCCAUAUCACUCAUUCGAAAGAAAACUAUGCCAAAGUGGAAAUAAUGUUUGAUCACAGAUGAAUUCCGCUAAAACCUCAGUGUUUAGUCUUGGUUUUAAGAAGCUAACUCGGAAUCGAGAAUAAUAUCCUAGUUAUGUGGACGAUCUCGUGGGCAACCCUAAUAAUGUGACCGGGAGGUUUGGUAUGAGCUAUCAGUAAAGUAGUAUCUUUGUAACAGUGUACAGAAAUACCAAUCAUCCCACACGGAGUUAUUCGGAGACUUGCUCUCACCAUAGGCUACCCCAGCGCAGCGCACAGCCACAGAGAAGAGAGUUGGAGACGGCGUGGUAGGCUGUUUAACUGAAGAAGGAAGCAGAACAUUUUUGAAAAAUAUUUUUAUUUACAUCGAAUAGACCACAUCAACCAUUUGUGGAUAAUAUAAUUAGCUUCCGUCCUCUGCUGCUUUGGAAUGAUGCCUGCGCGUUCUGUUGGAAUUUGCUUUCUACUCGGAUUUAUUCACAUUUGUACAGGAUCUCGUCUUCGUCAGGAUGACUCCCCACCCCGAAUCGUGGAGCACCCCUCUGACCUCAUCGUUUCCAAGGGGGAGCCGGCCACCCUCAACUGCAAGGCGGAGGGGCGUCCUGCCCCUACGGUGGAGUGGUACAAGGAUGGGGAGCGUGUGGAAACAGACCGGGACAACUCCCGUUCCCACCGCAUGCUGCUGCCCAGCGGCUCCCUCUUCUUCCUGCGCAUCGUCCACGGCCGACGCAGCAAGCCAGACGACGGAAGCUAUGUGUGUGUGGCCCGUAACUACCUGGGCCAGGCCGUCAGCCAUAACGCCUCGCUGGAGGUAGCCAUUCUCCGUGAUGACUUCAGACAGAACCCAGCGGAUGUGAUUGUGGCAGCGGGCGAGCCUGCUGUGCUGGAGUGCCAACCGCCCCGCGGGCAUCCUGAGCCCACCAUCUCAUGGAGGAAAGAUGGUACCAACAUCAAUGACCGAGAUGAGCGCAUCACGAUCCGCAGUGGGAAGCUGAUGAUCACCAACGCCAGGAAAAGUGACGCAGGGAAAUAUAUCUGUGUGGGGACCAACAUGGUGGGAGAGAGGGAGAGCGAGAUUGCCGAACUGACUGUACUAGAGCGCCCAGGGUUUGUGAAGAGGCCCAGUAGUAUUAUGGUGCUGGCAGAUGAGAGUGUGGAGUUCCACUGUGAGGCGCGGGGAGAUCCGGUCCCCACUGUCCGCUGGAGGAAAGAGGACGCAGACCUGCCUAAGGGGAGGUAUGAGAUCCUGGAGGACCACACUCUGAGUGUGCGUGGUGUAACACCAUCAGACGAGGGCUCCUACACGUGUGUUGUAGAGAACAUGGUGGGAAAGGCAGAGGCGUCCGCUACACUGACCGUACACGUCUUCACUGUGCCCCCAGCGUUCGCCAUGCGCCCCAGAAACCAGGUGGUAGCAGUUGGGAGAAUGGUCACCUUCCAGUGUGAAGCCACUGGCAACCCUCAGCCUGCUAUCUUCUGGCAGAGGGAGGGCAGCAAUAGCCUGCUUUUCUCCUACCAGCCCCCUCAGCCCUUCAGCCGACUUUCCGUGUCUCAGACAGGCAGUCUGACCAUCGCAGACGCCCAGCGCUCUGACGCUGGCUACUACAGCUGUCAGGCCCUCAACAUCGCUGGCUCCGUCAUCACCAAGGCCCUGCUGGAGGUCACUGACAUGGUGUCAGAACGCCCCCCUCCCGUGAUCCGACAGGGCCCAGCCAAUCAGACGGUACCUGUGGACAGCACAGUGGUCCUGGGUUGCAUAGCAACAGGAACCCCCACUCCAACAGUCCACUGGAAGAAAGACGGGGUGGUGGUGUCCCCCGAGGACUCCCGCAUCACCCAGAUAGACACAGGAGCCCUGCAGAUCCGCUACACUAAGCUUGGAGAUACAGGUGUAUACACCUGUUUGGCGUCCAGCCCCAGUGGAGAGGCAUCCUGGAGGGCCUACGUGGAGGUGGAAGAGUUUGGAAUGGUGGUCCAGCCGGGUCGACCCACAGACCCUAACCUGAUCCCCAGUGCCCCGUCCAAGCCUGACGUGACUGACGUCAGCCGCACCUCUGUCACACUGUCCUGGAAACCCAACCCUAACGCUGGGGCCACGCCCACUUCCUAUGUUAUCGAGGCAUUCAGUCACGCGUCGGGGAGUAGCUGGGUGACUCUGGCUGACCACGUGAAGACAGAGACCUUUGUCCUGAAGAACCUCAAGCCAGGUGCAGUCUACCUGUUCCUGGUGAGAGCAGCCAACGCCUACGGCCUCAGUGACCCCAGCCCUAUCACUGAUGCUGUCAGAACACAAGACACCCCUCCCACAAGCCAAGGAGUGGACCACCGUCAGAUCCAGAGGGAGCUAGGGGACGUGGUGGUCAAUCUGCACAACCCCACCAUCCUCUCCUCCUCCUCCGUCAGGGUGCAGUGGACAGUGGAGCAGCAGUCUCCGUACAUACAGGGUUAUAAGGUGAUGUACAGGGCGUCUGCUGAGCUGGGCCAGCCAGGGGGGCAGUGGGGCGUGUUCGAGGUGCGGACCCCUGGAGAGGACGGUGCUGUGGUGCCUCAGCUGAAGAAAGGGGUCACCUACGAGUUCAAAGUGCGUCCCUUCUUUGAUGAGUUUCAGGGAGCGGACAGCGAGGUUAAGGUGGCCAGGACGCUGGAGGAAGCCCCCAGUGGAGCCCCCCGGGGCAUUACCGUGACGAAGAGCGAUGCCAAUGGGACCGCCAUCCUGGUCACCUGGCAACCACCUUCCGAAGAGGAACAGAACGGAAUGGUACAGGAGUACAAGAUCUGGUGCCUGGGCAACGAGAGCCGUUACCACAUAAACCGGACAGUAGAUGGCUCCACCUUCUCCGUGCUGAUCCCCAGCCUUGUGCCAGGGAUACGCUACAGCGUGGAGGUCGCCGCUAGCAAUGCCGCCGGCCCAGGGGUCAAGAGCGAUGUCACCUUCUUUCAACUUGACUCUAAGGGUCAGAUGAUGGACAGUCCUGAGGACCAGGACACACUAUCUCAGAUCUCAGACGUGGUCAAGCAGCCGGCGUUCAUAGCGGGCAUCGGUGCCACCUGCUGGGUGGUCCUCAUGGUGUUCAGUGUGUGGCUUUACCGCCACCGCAAGAAGAGGAGCGGCCUUAGCAGCAGCUACGCCGGUAUACGUAAAGUUCCAUCAUUCACCUUCACUCCCACGGUGGCCUAUCAGAGAGGAGGAGAGUCUGUCUGCAGUGCUGGGAGACCUGGGCUGCUGAACAUGGGGGAGAGUGUGAACCAGCCGUGGCUGGCAGACUCCUGGCCGAACGCCUGUGCCAACCACAAAGACUGCAACAUCAAUUGCUGCAACAGUGGCAACGGCACCAGCGACAGCAACAUGACCACCUACAGCCGCCCAGCCGACUGCAUCGCCAACUAUGGCAGCCAGCUGGAGAAGCAGCAGGGGGGUCUACUGGGGCCUGAGCAGGCUGUGUACAGCGACGUGGACCUCUCCAACAAACUUAACGAGCUCAAGACUUUCAACAACCCCAGCCUGUGCUACAUGGGCCCAGGGGGAGGGCCGCCCACCCCCUACGAGCCCACCCCCUACGCCACCACCCAGCUUAUCCAGUCCAGCAUCCUGAACAAGGCUGCAGCAGCUGGGGCCGGAGCCCCUGACAUACGCUGUUGGAACCAGCCCCCCUCCCAGCUGCAGAAAGCACAUAUGCAGUAUAACAUCAUGGAGCAGAACAACAGGCUUAAUAAAGACCACUAUAGAGGAGAUGGGCCCCUGCAAGGCACCAUCCCCUAUAACCAGGCCCAUGAACACAGCACAGGAGGCUCCCACCACAGCUCUGACAGGGGCAGCAACAGUACCUCUGGGAGCCAAAGUCAUAAGAAGGGAACUCGCACCCCCAAACUGCCCAAAACUAACACAGUGAACUGGGGUGAACCUCUGCCCCCUCCCCCUGCCAACCCCCCACCAAGCCGGAGCUGUGAUGAGUAUACCCUGCACAUGGAAAAAAGCUUUAACCCAGAUGCCCCAUGCCCAAUGCUUACCUCACGGAUGUACCUGCAUCCGGAUGAGAUGGAGGAGGAAGAGCAGGAGGCGGACGAGGGUAUGGAUAGGUGUCCCACUCCCCCUGUCAGAGGGGCAGCCUCUUCCCCUGCGGGUAUGUCCUACAGUCACCACUCUACAGCCACUCUCACCCCCUCACCCCAAGGAGACCAGCACAACAGCCUACACAACGGAACAGACCACCACAGACAACACGCAGCCAGCCCACCCCCUCCCCCGCGCCCCCUCUCCCCUCCACACACCUACGGCUACAUCUCCAGCCCCCUGGCACUGGAUACUGAUGGGCAGGAGGAAGAGGAGGAGGAGGAGGAGGAUGAAGAAGAAGAAGAGGCAGCGGAUGAGACGGAUGCGGAGAUGGCCCAGGGUCACUACCACCAGCACCAAAAUAACCCCCAGCCCCACCAGAAACAGCCCCACCACCAGCACCACCCUCCCCCACGCAGGCUGCACCUCCGGGGGCUGGAGCAGACGCCGGCCUCCAGCACUGGGGACCUGGAGAGCUCCGUGACGGGCUCCAUGAUCAACGGCUGGGGCUCGGCCUCCGAGGAGGACAACGGCUCGUCAGGACGCUCCAGUGCCAUCAGCUCCUCAGACGGAUCCUUCUUCACAGAUGCAGACUUCGCCCAGGCUGUGGCAAACACUGGGGACUACACAGCAGGCCUACGCAUGGCCAGGUUCCCAGAGGACACAGGGCCAGCAGGGCGAAGGCACCAUCGUCCCAGCAGCCCCCUGUCCACAGACAGCAACAUGAGCUCUGCAGUGAUGCAGAAGAGACCGCCCAAGAGGCACAAGCAGCACCAGGCCCAGGCUGGCCACCAGCAGAGGAACGACUUCACUGAUGACUCCUGUAUGCCCUUGAAGUCUCCUAGUCACAUGUCGCGGUGUGGCUAUGAGGUGAGGGGGGCCACGCUCCCUAGGAUUGGCUCUGGGGAGGGUCGGGGCCGGAGAGGGAGUGCAGGGGGCCAGAGGACCAGAGAGGGCUCUGUGGAGAGACGGGAAGCCCAGGACAAGAACAGGACUCCACAGGGAGGCCAGAGGACCAGAGAGGGCUCUGUGGAGAGACUGGAGGCCCAGGACAAGAACAGGACUCCACAGGGAGGCAAGGGGAGCAGCAAAGCCCGUCAACACCCAGGUUCUGAAGACAUCCUCCCGUACAGCAGGCCCUCGUUCCCCUCGGUGCAGGGCCAGAGCCAGGCUCAGAGCUCCUCCAGCUCCAUGUCCUCCCGGGGCUCAGGGGGCCGGAGGAGAGAUGGGGCCCCCGGGGCCCGUAGGAACCCCACAGACACGCUGCCCAGCAUCGCAGGCUUCCAGACCCAGGAAGAGGAACUAGAGCUGCUGGAGAGCUGAGGAUCGUGGGAAGAGGACAGGAAACCCCCACAAUGCCCUCACAGGAAGGCUUGAAUCUGACAUCAGUGACUAUUAUGUAAAUUACUUUUCUUAUCAUACAGAAGAAGGAAAAAAAACAGAACAAUACUUAAUAUUAGUUUUUCUUUUUACAAUUUCUCAUUUGAUGCCAUUUUGGAGGGAAAAAGAAAGUGAGAGAAAAAAGGUGUGAUCACGGUUCAGUUUGUGCACUCACUGGUAUGAAGCAUUAUUAGAUCAUUGUUUACUUGAGUUGUUGGUUGAGAACUGGCUUCCGCCAGACUCUGUGGUGAGCUAGUGCCUAAUAUGAAAGUACAUGCACAUUAGAUAACUGUUGUAUACAGAUACCUUGUCUAGGACCACCUGCUGUGUGGUACCUCAGACUGGUCUUGGCAUGUCUGUUGCGCCUGUUAUAUUACUGUAAUUAAUAUUUGGACUUCACCAUCCAUCUUGUAAAUUGUUCGGUCAUUUUGCUGAACAAAUUUGCUACAAUGGGAUUUUUACAUUUCUUUUUAAUGUAUUUUUGUAAUGCACUGUUAUUGUUUUGUUAUUGAUGUUGGUCUUGUCAAUUUGCGUUAUUUGUUCUACUUUGGUUUCAAAAGCACAAUCACUUAACUUUAUUUUAAACCAUUGUUAUCUAUGACGUUCCGUCUUAAAAGAGGAACAAUGAUAAAAAAUAAUGUUGUUAAUCGUUUUCUGUAUACGAUUGGACUAGUGUUAUGUGUCUUAAUAUUCUGUUUAUGUUAAGGAUUGGGAUGGAAACGAGAAUCCCCUGUCUAGCUUAGGUUUAAUUGAAACCAGAGUGAUCAUUUGGACUGAAGGGGACAUUGCCCAAAGCAGUGACCACAUUCAUCCAUUUAUUAUGACACAAACUACUGUGUUGGUCGGACUAUACCCUCAUGUCUACAAAUGCACUUAUGAGGAAGUGAGAGAGACAGGAGACAAGCUGAGGGACACAUUGUACCAAUAGAGAAGGGUGAGGAAGCCCCAUUUCUCUUACUAGUAGUCUCAUUUCCAGAUAAGUUAAGGGUGGAAAUGUUGAUGGAUCCAUCCUGGAAAAUGGACUUAUCCAUGCCUGAUGAUGGGUAGCAUUUUCUCCAUAAGCAACCAGACACAGUGACACAUCCACCAUUGUUUCCCAACAAGACAGGGUUGAAGGAAGUGAAAUUAAUACUGACCCAAAAAAAGGACUGGUGACGAAAUACUGGGACUUGAAAAUCCUGCAGCUUGGAGAUGGAACAGCAUGUUGUUGUUGGGUUUAGCUCCGUUAUGGCUACAUCUAGGCCAAGCUUUGAGGCCAUUUCUUUACUUCCUACACAUGUACAAAAUAUGUGAAACGAUGUUCGCUGAGGACACCUGACAUUUGUUUGGAGUUUGCCAUGUUUAAAAGAAUUACACAACUAUGUUCAUGAUGUCAGCCAUGAUAUUUCAUUUCAUUACUGAGUAUGUUAUAAAUGAGAUGAAAAAAAACAUUGUCAUUUUACCACAUUAUUUAUUAUUAAAAUGUCU
This is a messenger RNA of Coregonus clupeaformis (lake whitefish), 7014 nucleotides long. RefSeq names its product roundabout homolog 1-like. The record is from RefSeq and is a predicted model, not a curated record. NCBI's taxonomy places the organism in Eukaryota, Metazoa, Chordata, Actinopteri, Salmoniformes, Salmonidae. The transcript has 28 exons. Gene Ontology annotation, biological process: Roundabout signaling pathway; axon guidance; axon midline choice point recognition. Gene Ontology annotation, cellular component: neuron projection. The coding region runs from base 547 to 5490 and encodes 1647 amino acids. Gene Ontology annotation, molecular function: axon guidance receptor activity; protein binding.